Spea bombifrons (plains spadefoot toad) is the source of this 784-nucleotide messenger RNA. Its product is annotated as GSK-3-binding protein-like. The transcript has a single exon. The coding region runs from base 104 to 637 and encodes 177 amino acids. Gene Ontology annotation, cellular component: cytoplasm. Lineage: Eukaryota; Metazoa; Chordata; Amphibia; Anura; Pelobatidae. The record is from RefSeq and is a predicted model, not a curated record.
GCCGGGCGGUGUUAUCCCGACGCUGGUGGCGAAGCACCGCUCUGAGACUUUACCGGCUUUCUCUCUGCCGUUGCGCUCUCACCUGUCACAGGGAUCCGCAGGCAUGCCGUGUCGCAAGGAGAGUUUUCUUUUUCUGGAGCGGUCGGUCACUGUGGGCUCCCAAGAAGUGGAUUCUCUGGUGGCUCGUAUAGGGGAAGCCCUGCAGCUCAAUGCCCAGCGAGCCCCGGCCUCCUGCAGCCUUACAUACGGAAACCUGAAACCUCCAGCCAUCAACCGGGCCUCCUGUUCCUGUGUGCGUGGCAGGGCCACGCCGUACCCGGUAUGCACACCCCGAGGGGCUGGCCGGUAUCCCCACCAGCAUCAGGGGGUCUACACAGGGCCAAAGCACCAGGACUAUGGAGGAAAUAAGCAGCUCUGUGGCCGGGGAUGGCUUCGGGCUGGAUGCCGGAAACACAACCAGCAAGCGGGCGAGAUGGACGGAGAGGAGGAAGAUCCUCAUCAGCUGCUGCAGGAGCUUUUGCUCUCCGGGAAUCUCAUCAAGGAGGCGGUCAGGAGGCUUCAUUUGUCCGGAGACAGCCCUCCGGCGGGGUCCGUACAGUGCAAAGUUAGCGAAGCCUCUGAGACCACCGUCCAGUGAACGCGCACCCCAGGAGCCUCACAUUGUGGAAAUAAAACACCGGCCCCGAAGGGCCACUUCUGUUGUACAAGCGAUUACUCGAAAUACAGGCCUGAUUUGACCAGCGCUCCUAGUGUAGAUGCGGUUUCUUUUAAGCAAUAUGAUCAA